AUGGUGCCCCCAAAGGUCGCUGCGUCCCCGACGCCAGGACCAUUGCAGAGAGGAGGCCGAAACCGCAUUGCGGAAGCCCUUUACGCCUGGUGUCAGAAGCACUACGAAGUCGGCCAUGUCUUCGGUCAAGACGAACUCCUCUCCGCCGGCAUCAUCCCGAAUCAAGACCUCUCCAUCCUUCUCUCCUCUGUCACGCAUCUCGUCGAUCAGUCUCUCUUCAGACUCCAUGAUCGAAUUGGGGGCACCAUAGGCUGGGAGUUGGUAGACCAAGAGAAAGCCAAAAACUACGCAGGCCUUACCCGCGACGAGAGAAUCGUGUUGUUCAUCGUCGACGCCGCCGGCACCUCGGGAAUAUGGACCAAAAUCAUCAAGUUCCGCUCCUCCCUCCAUGGCAGGGUGUUGGAUCGGGUGUACAAGAGUCUGGAAGCAAAAGGCCUCAUCAAGCCCAUGAAACAUGUCAAGAAUCCUGGUCGAAAGAUGUACAUCCUUGCAGGAUUGGAGCCAUCCGAGGAAGCAAGCGGAGGGGCAUGGUUUUCCGAGGGUCGCCUCGAUAUCGGUCUCGUGGACACCAUUUCCAAAGUCGUCGAGCAUUAUGUUUCUACACAGAGUUGGCAGGUUGUCGAACCAGAAGACGAGGAGGAUGAGCCGCCUUUGCCGGGCCAGAAGCGGAAGGCCUCAGUGGCAGGACUCGAUAGUCCGGGUGACGAGAGAGUCAAAGCGGUAAAGGACAAUGAAGGACAGCAUAAGGCUAAAGGCCCGAAACACGCACCUCAGAAAUCUUACCGACCGUUCGAUGCCGGCUGGAGAUCAUAUCCCACUUUAAGGGACAUCACUAACCACAUUAUGAAAAUCAACGUCACACCUACGAUUCUCCCACAGAAUGCGAUUAAGCAGUUGCUGGAGGUGAUGGUAUACGAUGAUCGUUUAUUCAAGAUGCACCGCAGCCCGAACGAUGAUGAAAUUCCAGACGACCCGGUGUCCAACAUUGUGACGAUGUAUCGGUCCUUCAAGACUCCCAAUGAUCUACUCGAGCGACACCAGUUGGAGAAGCGCAAAGUCAGCAGCCAUGAGAGCGUCCGCAAGGCCGCACUGCGACAGCAAGAGCUGGAAGACAUUGGCCGAGGUGGAACAAGUGAAGUGCCCUGCAUGAUGUGCCCCGUCUUCGAAAUCUGCGGUGACGGUGGGCCGGUCAAUGCUGUCACCUGCAAAUACUUCGACCAGUGGUAUGUGAAACUUGCGGAGGCAGAUAAAGAAGCCGGUGUUGGGCAGUACAACCCCAAAGGGAAAGAGAAGAAUCAACACAAGGAUCGGCAAGAGACGAACCAGGUGGUGAAUGGCAACUCGGGGCCGAGGGUCGACGUCGACCUGGAACCGUCCUAG
Molecule: messenger RNA, 1380 nt
Organism: Capronia coronata CBS 617.96
Lineage: Eukaryota; Fungi; Ascomycota; Eurotiomycetes; Chaetothyriales; Herpotrichiellaceae
Exons: 2
Coding region: 1-1380 (459 amino acids)
Biological process (GO): transcription by RNA polymerase III
Cellular component (GO): RNA polymerase III complex
Source: RefSeq, a predicted model, not a curated record